Messenger RNA from Oenanthe melanoleuca, 930 nucleotides. RefSeq names its product protein Mis18-alpha-like. Gene Ontology annotation, biological process: CENP-A containing chromatin assembly; chromosome segregation. Lineage: Eukaryota; Metazoa; Chordata; Aves; Passeriformes; Muscicapidae. The record is from RefSeq and is a predicted model, not a curated record. Gene Ontology annotation, cellular component: chromatin; nucleus; chromosome, centromeric region. Bases 142 to 756 code for a protein of 204 amino acids. The transcript has 6 exons.
CCAGGAGCGGUCCCGGGCCGGGCUCAGGAGCGGUUCCGGGCCAGACCCCAGGAGCGGUUCCGGGGCAGCCCUCGGCGGGCGGGCUGCUCCGGGGCGGUGUCCGGUGUCACUGCCGCUUCCUCGGCGGGCGAUUCGAAGGCGAUGUCGGGAAGCAGGGCCGCUGCCGCUCCCUCGGCGGGCGGGCGGGACACGAUGGCGCUGUGCUCGGAUCUGGAGUCCUCGCUGUCGCCGCUGGAGGCGGGCGGCGGCCGGGCCGAGCAGCAGCAGGAGCAGCAGGGGGACGCAGCCCCCAUGCCCAUGGUGUUUAUGUGCGGCGGCUGCAGGCGGCCCGUGGGCGACACCACGAGCUGGGAGUUCAAUGACGAGGAGAGCGGCUGCAUCGUGCUGCGCAGUGCGGCCGCCAGCGUCACCGUAGACCCGGAGCGGAAGCUCUCGAUGCUCCCCGGCGAGUACGGAUGCAUGGUACAAACCUUAUUCUGCUCUGGCUGCUCAAGGACACUUGGCAGCAUCUACAGGUGCACUCCAAGGCAUCUCGACUACAAGAGAGAUUUGUUCUGUUUCAGUGUUGACUCUGUUGAAAGCUAUAUUCUAGGAACCACAGAAAAGCAAGCUGUUAUUCAUGAGGAGCCCCUUACUCUUGAAAGUCGAGCUGUCUUCCAAGAGGAGCUGCAAAGGGUAGAUAUGAUAGUCAGAGCUCUGGAGACAAAACUGAGCACUAUUGAGUCUCGUGUGGCUGCUCUGCACGGGCCGGUCUGAGAGGAAAUGCAAGUUGAGCUGCAGGACAAUGGCCAAGGAAACAGAUGAAGCUUGAAGAAACUUGGAGAAAUUUGUACGUGUGAAAACAAGCUGCUCUCUCUUCAGAGAGCUGUUCUCUCUUCAGAGCAAGGUGUUUGAUGUUAGUUGGCAAUAAAGGUUCUGUGUUUUCUCCUA